Lactuca virosa is the source of this 1420-nucleotide messenger RNA. The record is from the annotation of a GenBank genome assembly. Lineage: Eukaryota; Viridiplantae; Streptophyta; Magnoliopsida; Asterales; Asteraceae.
AUGAUCACUGCAAUCUUCGACGAUCUACGCAGCAGUGGGGAGGAAGAAGGGAAUAGUUCUGGAUUUUCUAAUCAGGAAUCAAAGGGAGUUGGGUCUUCAAAUUAUGCUAGAAACGUGUUGCAGAGAGUUUCUCGUGAAGAGUUAGAGGCAACAUUGGAACCAUUAAUUCGAGGAGUGGUGCAAGAUGGAGUGCAGAGUGCAUUUCAAAAGAUCUUUGGCACAUCACCAAGAUCUACUUCUGAUGCACUUGAUACGUGUAGUACAACUACAUCCUUGCAGCUUCGUUUCCUGAAUAGGCUGCUUCCUACAUUUUUCACUGGAAAUAGGAUAGAAUCUGAGGACAAGAGCAGUAUAAAAGUAGGGUUAUUUGAUACUAAUUCCAAUAAGAUUGUGUCAUCUGGACCCUUGUCUUCACAGAAGAUAGUGAUUGUUCCUCUUGAUGGUGAUUUCCUUUUUGAUGAGAAUGAAGAUUGGCCUGAGAGUGAUUUUGAUGCCAAAGUUGUAUCUGCAAGAGAUGGCAAAAGGCCAUUGCUGACAGGGGAUCUGGUGUUGACUCUGAAAGAUGGAGUUGCUGAUUUAGGUAAUGUAGUUUUUACUGAUAAUUCAAGCUGGAGGAGGAGCAGGAAGUUUAGGUUAGGGACAAAAGUCCAAAAUGCCACUCCUGGAGUCAGAGUUAGAGAAGCAAGAAGCCAUGCGUUCAUUGUAAAAGACCAGCGAGGAGAGUUAUACAAAAAACACCAUCCUCCAUCAUUAAGUGAUGACAUAUGGAGGUUGGAAAAGAUAGCAAAAGAUGGGGUUUUGCAUGGCCAGUUGGCAUUACUCAAAAUAUAUACAGUGAAAGACUUCCUACAAGUGUAUAAUACCAAUGAGUCCUCACUAUAUGGGGUACUUGGUGGGCCGAAUAACAACAAUUGGAAGACGAUUAUCAAGCACGCAAAGGCGUGUGUUUUAGAUGAGAAGGUGUACAUGUACAGAUGUGUUGCAGAUGGGAUUGGGAUUUUGUUCAAUUCUGUUAUGGAGGUUGUGGGUGCUACCUUUGAUGGAGAAUAUCAGCUCUCCAUGAAUGAGCUUACUGAUUUCCAGAAGUCUAUGGUGGAAGCAUUGAAGCAACAAGUUUAUAAAGAUUUAGAGGGGAUGUUACCAAUGGAUGAUUUAUCAGUGAUUGAAACUAAUCUUCAUGUUGACCCUGUUACAACUUCUGGUUUAGAUCAACUGCAAAGAAUGGCAGAGUUGGAUCCGUUUUCUAAUUUUUCAGAAUAAAGAAUGGUAGAGUUGAGGUGAAGAAGCUUCUCCUACAUGCAUCGUUUUGAUCUUGAUGUUUAAAGUGUAUCAUAUAAUAAACAUUUUGGAUUUUUUAUUUUGAAUUUCCAUGGAUAAUAAUGUUUAAAGUGUAUCAUAUGAGAAACAUUUUGGCUCACAC